Messenger RNA from Eruca vesicaria subsp. sativa (arugula), 270 nucleotides. The record is from the annotation of a GenBank genome assembly. NCBI's taxonomy places the organism in Eukaryota, Viridiplantae, Streptophyta, Magnoliopsida, Brassicales, Brassicaceae.
AUGAAGAUGAAAUCAUCUCUUAUACAAUUCUUCAUCAUCUCUCUACUCCUCUCAUCUUCUUUGUUCAUGCUUUCAAAAGCCUCACCAUGCGACGGAAAAUGCAACACGAGAUGUUCAAAGGCAGGAAGACAAGAUCGGUGUCUCAAGUAUUGCAAUAUAUGUUGCGAGAAGUGUAACUAUUGUGUUCCCUCAGGCACAUAUGGAAACAAAGAUGAAUGUCCUUGUUACCGCGAUCUGAAGAACUCCAAAGGCCAACCUAAAUGUCCUUGA